Messenger RNA from Linepithema humile (Argentine ant), 396 nucleotides. The record is from RefSeq and is a predicted model, not a curated record. NCBI's taxonomy places the organism in Eukaryota, Metazoa, Arthropoda, Insecta, Hymenoptera, Formicidae.
AUGUUUGGUGAUAUUUAUAAAUCCUUAUCAGUCAAAGAUAGAAAAAUUGCCAAAAAAUACGUGCAAUUUUGUAUUAGAGGAAAGUUGGAACGAACAGUACCCGUUUUAUUGUCAAACGAAAAAACAAAUGUACCAAAAAAAAAUCCUUUUAUUUUUGGAUUACCUGGUUUCGAUAAAAAAAAAUAUCGAUAUCUGAGAGCAUGUGUUUUAAUGCGGAAAUUUGCACGUCCAUGUAACGCAAGAAUCAAUUUGUGUGCAAUAAGUGAAAGUGUACAACAAGAAAACAUAGCGACACAUUGUAUUCAGUUCAAUCUGAAUGAUACUGAAGUUUCGGAUCUUGCAACGUUUAUGAGUCAUGCGGAUAAAAUACAUAAGGAGCACUAUAGGCAACCACAA